UUAGGUACCAUCAACCUGGUGCUACCCCGAAUGGAGCCUGACAGCAGCUCUCACUCCGAAGGCCAAGGAGCUGGGAGGAGAGGACUGGAUGUUUUCCUUACGAAAAGCCGUGGUCCACAGCCCUCCGUGUCGGGGUGCCGCGUCAUACCACCCACCGCUGUCUUCUGCUGUCCUACUCGUCUACUCUUCCAAGUUUUGGGGAUGCAGCUGGUGAAGAAGACAAAGAGGAGAUCUACAGCCUUUGACCCCUCUGGUCAACAUGGCCUAAGCUGGGAGGCUCUCCUGUGUGCUUUAGUGGAAGCAGCUGGUCAGGAGGAGGCCUUAAAAGGGGAGAGCCGCGAGGCAGAUGCAGCUGUGGAAGCGAGCGGCCUGAAGAGCCAAGGGGCUGGGAGUGGAACCGAGAGUGACGAGGAAGAUGAAGAUGCAGGCUUCCUGCUGGCCAUGCUGGAGCAAGAGAACCUGCCCAAGUCCCCAGUGUACAGCCAGACAGCACCCUGUCAUGAUGCAGGGAAACAGGAAUUGGAGGCCAUCAGGCUGAAGCUGUGGGCCAUGGAACAUGCUGCGGCCCUGCCGGAGCCACCCUAUGCACUGAGAAAGGCCACAGAGGAAGAGGGGACUGAGGUCAGACAGCUGCUGAGCCCUGAGACCAUGGGCUGCUGCUUCCCUGGGACCUCCAAGGAGAAGGUGGAGGCUGACCACAGAUCUGUCUAUGUGGGCAAUGUAGACUAUGGAGGCUCGGCUGCUGAGCUGGAGGCCUACUUCAGCCACUGCGGGAAGAUUCACCGGGUCACCAUCCUGUGCGACAAGUUCUCUGGACACCCAAAGGGCUACGCCUAUAUAGAAUUUGCUUCUCAGAGCGCUGUGCAGGCUGCCGUGGAGCUGGAUGAGAGCACCUUUCGAGGUCGGAUCAUCAAGGUACUUCCCAAAAGGACGAACUUCCCAGGAAUCAGCUCUACAGAUCGUGGUGGGCUGCGGACACACUCGGGCAGCAGAGCCCAGCCCCUCCUGCACAGUAGCCUGCAUCGAAAGCCUCGGUUCAGACUCCAUGGACCCAGCCGGGGCCGUGGACGGGUCUCACCAUGGUUCUCACCAUAUUAAAAGGAUGGCCCAGUUUUGAAAGUGGGGCCAGGAGCUGGGUCAGGAGUAAACAGCAGUCUUUCUACUUAACUGCAAACUGGCCUUUGAGCCCGUCAGCCCACAAGUGCCUUUGAAGGUGGCCUAGACCCCCAGGUCACA
Molecule: messenger RNA, 1236 nt
Organism: Microtus oregoni (creeping vole)
Lineage: Eukaryota; Metazoa; Chordata; Mammalia; Rodentia; Cricetidae
Gene: Pabpn1l
Product: PABPN1 like, cytoplasmic
Exons: 10
Coding region: 31-1098 (355 amino acids)
Molecular function (GO): RNA binding
Source: RefSeq, a predicted model, not a curated record